Schistocerca americana (American grasshopper) is the source of this 438-nucleotide messenger RNA. RefSeq names its product transcriptional regulatory protein AlgP-like. The transcript has a single exon. NCBI's taxonomy places the organism in Eukaryota, Metazoa, Arthropoda, Insecta, Orthoptera, Acrididae. The coding region runs from base 1 to 438 and encodes 145 amino acids. The record is from RefSeq and is a predicted model, not a curated record.
AUGUUCCUGAUAGCCAGCCAGCGUUCCUGCUGUUCAGCCAGCAUUCCUGCCAGCAUUCCUGCCGGCAGCCUGCAUUCCUGCUGGCCACCCAGCGUUCCUGCUGGCCAGCCAGCGUUCCUGCCAGCCAGUCAGCUCUUCUGCAAGCGUUCCUGCCAGCCAACCAAUAUUCCUGCCAGCAAUCCUGCCAGUGUUCCUGCCAGCGUUCAUGCCAGCCAGCCAGUGUUCCUGCUGUCCAGCCAGCGUUCUUGCCAGCGUUCCUGCCAGUCAGCCAGUGUUCCUACUGGCCAGCCGGCGUUCCUGCCAGCCAGCCAGGGUUUCUGGCAGCGUUCCUGCCAGACUGCCAGCUGCCUCCCAGCGUUCCUGCCGACCAGCCAGUGUUCUGCCAGCAUUGCAGCCAGCCAGUUAUCGUAUCUGCCAGCCAGCCAGCGUGCCUGCUAG